AUGACGACCGACAGGGCCCCGGUGCGACGCAGUAACACCAUGCCCCCCAAUUUGGGUAACGCUGGUUUACUGGGGCGCUUGUUGGAAGAGCGAGCCCCCAGCACCAGCGUCUUCCACCUGGGAGUACCGGUGGAAGCCCUCUUCUUCGUUGGGAACCAACUCAUCGCCACCAGCCACACCGGCAAAAUUGGCGUCUGGAAUGCCGUUACCAAGCACUGGCAGAUCCAGGACGUUGUCCCCAUCAACAGCUACGAUGCUGCCGGCACCUUCCUCCUCCUCGGUUGCAACAAUGGCUCCAUCUACUAUGUGGACGUUCAGAAGUUCCCCCUGCGCAUGAAGGACAAUGAUCUGCUGGUGACGGAGCUCUACCGCGACCCCACCGAAGACGCCGUCACUGCCCUCAGCGUCUACCUCACCCCCAAAACCAGUGACAGUGGGAACUGGAUCGAAAUCGCUUAUGGCACCAGCUCCGGCGUGGUGCGGGUCAUCGUGCAGCACCCCGAAACGGUGGGCUCGGGUCCUCAACUCUUCCAAACCUUCACCGUCCACCGCAGCCCUGUCACCAAAAUCAUGCUUUCGGAAAAACACCUCAUCUCUGUUUGCGCCGACAACAACCACGUCCGGACCUGGACGGUGACUCGUUUCCGCGGGAUGAUUUCUACCCAACCCGGCUCGACGCCGUUGGCUUCCUUCAAAAUCCUUUCCCUGGAUGAUCUCGACGGUCCCGCCGGCUGUGGCGCUGGCACCGAUAUCGGACCCUUCGGCGAGCGGGAUGAGCAGCAGGUCUUCAUCCAAAGAGUAGUGCCAGAUGCGUGCCAGGUCUUCGUCCGGCUUUCUUCCACCGGCAAAAGGUGA
Molecule: messenger RNA, 855 nt
Organism: Balearica regulorum gibbericeps (East African grey crowned-crane)
Lineage: Eukaryota; Metazoa; Chordata; Aves; Gruiformes; Gruidae
Source: RefSeq, a predicted model, not a curated record